AUGGACCUGAUCUUCUGGGCUCUGCUCAGCGAUUCCUCCCUCCUCUGUCUGCAGGUGGUCGAGCCAGUCCCAGAACCGGAUCACAUUGUGGUGGAGGACAGCAGCCAGGAGGUCGAGGUGUACCUCAGUGCUGCUGUUGCCUACACCCAGCUGAAGAUGAACACAAUUGUGGUUCAGUUCAAGGACACCUUGCCCUUCCAGACAAGGACAGCCACUUUCAAAAUGCACAACACAGGGAAGGUAGCCCUGGAAUACUUCUGGGAGGAACCUGCAGAUAGUAAACCAGUGAAGAAGCCAUACUCAGUCACUCUGAUGCGUCGGUUCCUCUCCAAUAAAACUGUAAAGCAUCGCAGAAAGCUGCUGCGUCGUUACUGGCGGAGGCUGGCCCGCCCUCCUAAAGUGCGGCGGCGGCGGCCUGACAAGAGCAAGCAGUAUUCCAAGCAGCAGCAGCAGCAGCACCAGGAGGAUUCCAAGCAGCAGCAGCAGCAGCAGCAGGAUUCCAAGCAGCAGCAGCCUUCUGAGCAGCCGCAGCUUUCUGAGAAGGAGCAGCUGGAUUCCAAGCAGAAGAAGGGUUCCAAGAAGCAGAGCCGCUCCAAGGAACGGCACCUCUCUGAGCAGCAGCCCGAGCAGCAGCAGCCCGAGCAGCAGCAGCCCGAGCAGCAGGAGCCUGAGCAGCAGCAGCCUGAGCAGCAGCAGCCCGAGCAGCCGGUCCCUUCCAAGAAGCCGCGCCGCCCAAAGAAAAAGCUCCUCUCUCAGCAGCAUUUGAGUGCCUCCCUGGAAAUCUUCCCAGAUUUCACCGAUGAGCUGGCACUGUUCUCCAUCGACCCCUACCGUGGCGUCCUUGCUCCUGGCCAGAAGCAGACCUUCCAUGUGAAGUUCUCCCCAAAGACUGUGGGGAAGUUUAAGACCAUCAUGCGGAUUCCUAACCGGAAGCCAACUCAGAGGAGGGUGCGGUUGAUUUUGAAAGGCAGAGCCCGGCAGAGGAAGAGUUUUGGUAAACCCAAACGCUCUGUGUUACGGCAGACAGAGGAUGGCCCGAGGCCCAAGAAGCAGGUGCACUGGAAACUCCCACCUGAGUGA
Haemorhous mexicanus (house finch) is the source of this 1080-nucleotide messenger RNA. Its product is annotated as adenylate cyclase, terminal-differentiation specific-like. Gene Ontology annotation, cellular component: axoneme. Lineage: Eukaryota; Metazoa; Chordata; Aves; Passeriformes; Fringillidae. The transcript has 5 exons. The record is from RefSeq and is a predicted model, not a curated record. Gene Ontology annotation, biological process: cilium movement; axonemal central apparatus assembly. The coding region runs from base 1 to 1080 and encodes 359 amino acids.